CGGCCACAUGCGCCUUUACACCGGGUCCGUGCUCUCUUUUAAGGCUUGUUUUCCACAUGGUAUUGAACACAACUGAUGGGAACCUCGGUGCCUUUGACACCUCGGUGUGUGUACUGUUGUCCUCUUCAGCUGAACAGCCGAUAGUAGGCUAACAGGAGCUGCAGGAGCGCUCGGUCGGACCGGGAGGACAACAUCAUGAAGUUGUCGGUCCUCCUCCUCCUACUCUGCCCGCUGACCCUGGCUGACAUCCCCGCAGCGAGUGAAUUUGUGUCCUUGGCAGAGAUAGAGGACCAGCUGCUGAGGAACCUCUUCCAAGGCUACCAGCGCUGGGUCAGGCCCAUCCAGCACGCCAAUGACACGGUUACGGUACGCUUUGGACUCAAGAUCUCCCAGCUGGUUGAUGUGGAUGAGAAGAACCAGCUAAUGACAACUAACGUUUGGCUGCGUCAGGAGUGGAUUGAUUACAAGCUGCGAUGGAAUCCAGACAAAUACGGAGGAAUCACUUCCAUCAGAGUCCCCUCUGAAAAUAUUUGGCUCCCAGACAUCGUCCUCUAUGAGAAUGCUGAUGGGCGUUUCGAGGGCUCCCUGAUGACCAAAGCCAUUGUCAGGUUUAACGGUGGGAUCACCUGGACGCCACCUGCUAGUUACAAAUCUGCCUGCACUAUGGACGUCACCUUCUUCCCUUUCGACCGCCAGAACUGCACCAUGAAGUUUGGCUCCUGGACAUACGAUGGUCACAUGGUGGACCUGGUCCUGAUAGACGACCAGGUAGAUCGCAAGGAUUUCUUCGAUAAUGGGGAGUGGGAGAUCCUUAGUGCCACCGGUGCCAGAGGGAACAGGAAGGACGACAUGUAUACGUACCCCUUCAUCACGUAUUCCUUUAUUCUGAAGAGGUUGCCGUUGUUCUACUCACUCUUCCUCAUCUUCCCUUGUUUGGGUUUGUCCUUUCUGACUGUCCUGGUGUUUUACCUUCCCUCGGAUGAAGGAGAGAAGCUGUCACUCUCCACCUCAGUCCUUGUGUCACUCACUGUGUUCCUCCUGGUCAUAGAAGAAAUCAUCCCCUCCUCCUCAAAGGUGAUCCCACUCAUCGGAGAGUACUUGCUGUUCAUCAUGAUCUUUGUCACACUCUCGAUCAUCGUCACUGUAUUUGUCAUCAACGUGCACCACCGCUCCUCAGCCACCUACCACCCCAUGUCGCCGUGGGUUCGUAACCUCUUCCUUCAGAAAUUGCCACGGUUGCUGUGCAUGCGUGGACACACGGACCGCUACCACUACCCAGAGCUGGCUCCGGAAAGCCCCGAGCUGAAGCCUCGCUCUGGAGGUCGGAAAGGAGGCCAAGGGGCAAACAGCGCAGCCCACGGACAGACAACUUCUGAGGGGAAGGAGGACGAGGCCUGGGCGACCAUGUUGGACAAGGCUAUCUACUCAGUGCGCUACAUCAGCAGACAUAUCCGCAAGGAACACUUCAUCCGCGAGGUGGUACAAGACUGGAAGUUUGUGGCCCAGGUGUUAGACCGGAUCUUCCUGUGGGCAUUCCUCACCGUCGCAGUACUGGGCACUGUCCUCAUUUUCACUCCAGCGCUGUACAUGUUUUUCAAAAUCCCUCCUCCAACGGCAAGUGAGGAUCCACCUUCAAACUAGUAGCAAUAACACAGCCCUAUCACAACCUUCUCACCCUCCUCAAAUACAAAAGUUGCUAUAUUUUGCUCACUGCAGUUAGUGAAACUUUUUUAAGCAGCAUAAUAUGUAGUGAAAUUAAUUAAUUAAAGACUUAAGGGACAUUUCUUCUUUAAAUUACACAACCCUCAAAGGUACAGUAUUUUUAUUGUUCAGAUAUUCUUUAUUGCACUAAUAAAGUUAUUUUUAAGUACA
Cottoperca gobio is the source of this 1872-nucleotide messenger RNA. Its product is annotated as neuronal acetylcholine receptor subunit non-alpha-2-like. NCBI's taxonomy places the organism in Eukaryota, Metazoa, Chordata, Actinopteri, Perciformes, Bovichtidae. The coding region runs from base 196 to 1641 and encodes 481 amino acids. The transcript is spliced from 6 exons. The record is from RefSeq and is a predicted model, not a curated record. Gene Ontology annotation, biological process: monoatomic ion transmembrane transport. Gene Ontology annotation, molecular function: transmembrane signaling receptor activity; acetylcholine-gated monoatomic cation-selective channel activity. Gene Ontology annotation, cellular component: postsynaptic membrane.